Messenger RNA from Symbiodinium sp. CCMP2592, 453 nucleotides. Lineage: Eukaryota; Dinophyceae; Suessiales; Symbiodiniaceae. The record is from the annotation of a GenBank genome assembly.
AUGCUGGCCUGCAUGCGCACCAUCUACGGCCUGAUCUUGGCCUUGUUCGAUGAGGCGUACAGCGUGGCCAAGAUUGAAGGUGUUUCCUUCGCAUCAACGAAGGCCGCGAGCGCUGGGGCAGGCCGACAGAAGUUCAGCCAUUUUGAGCUGUGGUCAAGCUCCGCGCCCGCCAAGAAGAGGAAAGUUCCACCCCCGCCGCUGGCACCCGCAGACAAGGCCUUCACGUCUGCCGAACUUGCACGGUUCGACGGCAAGGGCCCGGGCAAGCCCAUUCUCACCUCCGUCCUCGGGCGCGUCUACGACGUCACCGGCGCGAAGGAAUCGUUUGGGCCGGGAGGGCCUUACGAGAUGUUUGCAGGCCACGAUGGCACCUACAAUUUGGCGGUCAUGACGCUCAAGAAGCACACGGUGGACAAGACCGACUAUACCCUAGAUGCCGAGGACGCCGUGUAG